AUGAAGUAAGUGUAUCGAAGUACCUAACAUGUGAUCUUUGACUGGUAAAAAGUUAAAAUUGUCCGUAGAAAUUAUUCAGAAGGACGACACUGAUAGCACGAUCAGACCUGAAAGUAGCUCUUCUGUAAUGCACUUAUAAAUUUAGAAAAUAUCCAUUGAGAUAAAAACUAUUAUGUUGCCACCUUAAAAUGAACGAGGUGCCAUUUACCCUGACUUUGAGGAACGUCCCAUGCGAACUAAUUUAGUAUGUAGAAAUUUGCAUACUUCGUCAGAGGCUUACAAACAAUUCUCAAAAUUGCCUCAAAGGAUAUUAAGUACGUUUUUAGGGAAUGUCGGACAUGUAUGAGCGGUAAACUAAGCCGUGAUGUAAAAAUAAUCGAACAAAAUAAGCGUCUGAGUAACUGGUUCUGCUGUUUUCAGAGAAAAUUAACGUCUUUCUUUCUAAUAGCUGCCUAGAGAACCUAGAAAAGUUGACGUGGGAGACAUUCAAGGAGAUGGAUUCUGACAACUCCGGAACGAUAAGCUUCGAUGAAUUUAAGGCUGUUAUGCAAAAGAAGUCUCAAUCUGGCAAAGUUGACGAAGCCAACCUUCGAGCUCUCUUUGACAGCCUCGACGCUGAUAAGAGCGGUGACCUGAGUCUUGAGGAGCUGAAAAAAAUGUUUAAAAACUAG
Molecule: messenger RNA, 671 nt
Organism: Spirometra erinaceieuropaei
Lineage: Eukaryota; Metazoa; Platyhelminthes; Cestoda; Diphyllobothriidea; Diphyllobothriidae
Source: the annotation of a GenBank genome assembly